Messenger RNA from Brassica napus (rape), 2975 nucleotides. Its product is annotated as zinc finger BED domain-containing protein DAYSLEEPER-like. The record is from RefSeq and is a predicted model, not a curated record. Gene Ontology annotation, molecular function: DNA binding; protein dimerization activity. NCBI's taxonomy places the organism in Eukaryota, Viridiplantae, Streptophyta, Magnoliopsida, Brassicales, Brassicaceae. The transcript has 5 exons. The coding region runs from base 1710 to 2708 and encodes 332 amino acids.
UCCGUAGACUAGUUAAUAGGGAUGUUGUCGUGGGCUCAUUUCUAAAGGGUUAGCCCGACCCGCAUGAAAAUUUAUAACCCUAAACCCGUAUUUUUUAAUGUGGGUUAAGAAUGGGCCGCCUAAUUUUACGCUAAGGUACCAAUAGGGUUAAUUAUUUCCCAUCUCUCUUUCAGUCAUAUCUUACAACUCGACAUCGAAAUCAAAAUCAAAGGCCGUUCUGAAUCAAAAUCAAAGGUUCUGGGUUUGUUUUAAAUCGAAAUCAAAGGCGAGGGGUUUGUCCUGAAUCGAAAUCGAAGGCCAUAUGUUCUUAUGAAGACGAAAAUGAAAUCGAAGGCUAGGGGUUUGUUCUGAAUCGAAAUCAAUGGCCCAUCUCACAUGGAUCUUCUGAAAACAAAAACGAAAUCAAAGGAGGACCAAUCCGUUUUAGAAAAGCUAUUGGACAUCUUGGCAUCUUGCACCUGAGCUUGGGAAUCUCGAACAUUUACAAUAUUUGCUGCAGCAUGGACUCACAAACAGUACAAAGAAUGGCAGCUCUUGAGGCAGAAAACGAAUUGAUGGACUUGGAGUAUAAUGAAGAUGAAGACUCCCAAGAAGAGGAACAUGAUCUUAGUGUCAAUGAAUCUGCUCACUCAACACAUACUCAACGUCCAAAGAGACACACACACACUCCACGAGCUUCACGAUCUCCACGAGCUCCACGAUCUCCACUAGCUCCACGAUCUCCACGAGCUUCACGAUCUUCACGAGCUCCACGAGCUCUAAGAGCUAAACGGCCUAGACAGGUACGUAAAAAAACUUCUAAGUGUUGGCUACACUUUACAUCGGUAGGCGUAGAGUCUGAUGGUAAAGAAAGGGCUAAGUGUCACUACUGUGGUAUUAAGUUAGUUAUAGAUAGGACUCAUGGAACUUCAACAAUGAAUCGCCAUUCACGCUCUUGUCCAGAAAAACCUGAAACCGAAGUUGUUGAAUAUGAUCCCAAAGUUGAUAAGGAAAUGGUUUCUGAGAUUAUAAUUUAUCAUGACCUUCCUUUUCGCUAUGUAGAAUACGAAAAGGUUAGGGAGAGAGAUAAAUAUCUUCAUCCAGAAUGUGAGCCUAUAUGUAGACAAACUGCAAGUAGGGAGGUGUAUAAAAGAUAUGAAAUAGAAAAGCUGAAGUUGAAAGAAAUGUUUGCAUGUUACCAAGGUCGAGUGUCUUUCACUUCUGACUUGUGGACGAGUCGUAGCCAAGUGAGGGGUUAUAUCUGCCUCACUGCUCAUUAUAUUGAUGAGAAAUGGAAGCUACACAGUCACAUCUUGGCAUUUUGAGAUGUCAAACCCCCACAUACCGGUGAAGCAAUAGCCAAGAAGAUUUUUGAUAUCCUAAAGGAGUGGGGGUUAGAGCGAAGAGUGUUUUCCCUCACCUUAGAUAAUGCUUCUGCUAAUGAUAACAUGCAAAAGAUCCUUACUCAUCGUCUGCAGAGUGGGAAUGGCUUGUUGUGAGAUGGAAAGUUCCUCCAUGUAAGGUGUUGCGCCCACAUUUUGAAUCCGAUUGUCAAGAAAGGGUUAGAGUUAGGUUCUAGUCUUUUGGUGAACAUUAGGGAGAUCGUUAAGUAUGUGAAAGCUUCUGAUUCAAGGAAGUAUUCUUUUGCUACGUGUCUUGAGAGCGCUGGUAUUGAAAGCAGUGCUGGUUUAUCUUUGGAUGUGGACACACGGUGGAAUUCCACUUACGAGAUGUUGGUGAGAGCUCUCAAGUUUUGUAAAGCCUUUGAUAAUCUGCAUUUGUAUGAUGGAAACUACAAAUGUUUGCCUUCUGAAGAAGAGUGGAAUCGCGGUGAGAAGAUUCGAGACUUCUUGAAGCCAUUUAGUACAAUCACAACAUACUUCUCUGGAGUCAACUUCCUCACAGCCAGUGUUUAUUUCAUGCUAGUAUGGAAGAUCGAGUUGUUGUUGAGGAGGUAUGCAAGGUGUAAGGAUAAUGAGAUAAGAUUAAUGGCUGUGGAUAUGCAAAGUAAGUUUGCUAAAUACUGGGACGAGUACAGUCUUAUUUUAGCUAUGGCAGCAGUACUAGACCCAAGGAUUAAGCUGCAGAUGCUUAAGGAAGCUUAUCAUAAGCUGGAUCCUAGAAUUUCUGAGAAGAAGGUUGAAGUCGUGACGAAGAGCUUGGAGUUGCUUUAUAAAGAGUAUAGUUCAAAGUCAUCAGAAAGUUCUUCCAGAUUUCCAAGAAAAACUCCACAUGAGCUCCUUACAGAAUCUCCUCUUGAUGAUGAUUUCGAUGAUGAUCUGCUUGAGCUUGAAAGGUAUAUCCAGUUUGGCUCAAACAACGAAAGGAAAAAUCUGGACAUGUAUUUGGCUGAUACUAAGGUUGAUAUUUCGGCUUUCUCAGAUAUGGAGGUGUUAGACUACUGGAAGGAUAAGCAACACAGAUAUGGUGACUUAGCUUUGCUUGCCCGUGAUAUUCUUAGCAUCCCUAUUACUACUGUUGCGUCUGAAUCUGCGUUUAGUGUGAGAGGUCGGGUUUUGAGUCCUUUUAGAAACCGUCUCCUCCCUAAAACUGUCCAAGCAUUGAUCUGUACGCGAAACUGGCUCGCGGUUUUGUUGAGUUUGAGGGAGACAUUGAGGAGUACUUUGAUUAUGAUGAUGAGGAUGCUAAUAAAAGAGCAAGUAGCUCAGGAAAUGAAGAUUCAAACAUGUGGUAACUUCAGUGCAUUUAGCUCUUUGUGUAACUUGUAAACUGCUUUAGCUCGUUUCUUGCUGUCUGUGAUUGUAUCUUGCUGUCUGAGAUUGUAUCUUGCUGUCUGGUAGACUAUAGGUUGUAUAUUGUUGUCUAAGACUGUAGCUUUAUGUCUGGUUUAAGUAUAUGUUUUUGGUGUUGUUGUGUCGUCAUGUAUCUAUGCGUUUAUGAUCUAAGUUCUUGUGUUCUUAGCUUGUGUCGUCCUGUAUAGCGAAUGUAUAACAGUAUGAGUGUGUUCUUUGUUUGUUGAAAUCGAUCUUUAGUUG